Molecule: messenger RNA, 5806 nt
Organism: Oncorhynchus masou masou (cherry salmon)
Lineage: Eukaryota; Metazoa; Chordata; Actinopteri; Salmoniformes; Salmonidae
Product: GRB10-interacting GYF protein 1-like
Biological process (GO): insulin-like growth factor receptor signaling pathway
Cellular component (GO): cytosol
Molecular function (GO): protein binding
Source: RefSeq, a predicted model, not a curated record
GUCAAAUGAAGCAAAGAGUGCGGCCAUUUUUCUAAAACACAAACAAGAAGAGAAAGCGAGUUGUGAAAAUAUUCGCAGCGAGUGUUGGUCAGAGGAAAGUAUAGCUAAUUAAUCAAACGUUCAACAAAUAGUUGAAAGGAAAUAACAUUAAGAUAUACAGAUCGUUGCGAAAUACACGUAUAUGUUAACUGGAUUUAACGAGCUACAUUUCAAUUUCGUAAAAUUUGCAGCUACCAGCUAGCUAGGUUGUAGCUGGCUAGCUGGCUACUUGGCUGGCUAGCUAGUGCGACCAGCUUUCAACGAAAGGUGUUUGGAGGCAAGGGAGGGUUAAUAGACCCUGAGGAAAUAAUCAAGCAGUAGGACUGUGAGAAGUGGAAGGAAUAAUACAUGCCGGUGAAGAUGACACUUGUCUCUCCCUGUGCAGCCGCUGUUCUUCACACUAUUGCUUCAUAGUCAUUAUUAUGAUCAACUUCAAUGUUGAUGUAAUUACUGGUGCUGUUUGUCCAUGAAAAUUUAGUUUUCGUUUAUAUCUUUGAUAGCUGUCACGUUUGGCCUCCUCCGUCACCUCACCCAACUCCUUUCCCUGAGUCUGGCAGCUAUUUGCGCAGCAUAUCAGAUUUGUGUGGUCUGAACAAUCCCACUCUAAACCACUGCACACUGAAGAACCAAGUAGCCUUUAACUCCCUCAUCGAAUCUGGACGAAACUGGUCCAGUCCUCUGGACAAGAAGCCUUGAGCUCCAGUUGAAGAGAGAAGUAUGACUGCUGAAACACUUAACUUCGGCCCAGAAUGUUGUCUAGGGGAAGAUAAUGGGCGAUGCAUAUCCAACCUAAACUUGAGGCUCCGUGCACUAUCCAGAGGGGGGAGUGUGACGUCCCCCCCUCCUUCUCCAGCCAUGCCAAAGUCCAAGCUGGCUGAUUACCGCUAUGGCCGCGAGGAGAUGCUAGCACUUUAUAUAAAAGAUAACAAGCCCCCAGAGGACAUGCAGGAUAAGGAGUUUGCUGCUAUCAUGCAGGAUGAGCCUGUGCAGCCUUUGGCCCUGGAGCCUCUAACUGAGGAGGAGCAGAGAAACUUCUCCAUGUCUGUGAACAGUGUGGCUGUGCUGAGGCUGAUGGGAAAGGGAGGCGGGGCUGCCCCUGUAGGCGUUUCUAGGGGCCGUGGAGGAUGCAUCAGAGGAGGUAGAGGGAGGGGGAGAGGUGAAGGUGCGUUCUACCAAAGAGUUCCUGGAGGUCCUGAUGAAGGAGAGGUGGGCUUCGGCCGUGGCCGGGAAAUGCUCCGCAGCCAAAGCUGGGAUGACCGAGCUGAGAGGCCAAGGUUUGAGAAGCCAAACACGUGUGCUGAAGUAGUGCGUCCAGGGUUCGAAGAGGCUGGGCCUCCGGGCAGGAAGGACUCUUGGCGUGCUGACAGCGACAACUGGCGUACCCUCCGAGAGGAGGAGGAAGAGGCAGCAGCAGCAGGAGGGGAGCAGCCAGCUUGGAGAGUUGCAGGAUCCCGCCGGGAUGAUGGAGGUCCUCGUUCUGCAGGCUGGCGUGAUCGUGGCGGCCGGAGGAAGUUUGAAUUCCGUGACGGCGAGGGCCCCCGCAGGGAAUCCGACAGGGACGGCCUUCCUGAGUGGUGCACCGACGAGGAGGAUGGAGAGAUGGGAACCUUUGACUCCUCUGGGGCCUUCAUGUGCAUCAAGAAAGACUGUAAGGACACCAUCACUGAAGAGGAUCUGGAGUUUGAAGCUCUGGAGGAAGAGGAGGAGAAUGAUCAGGGAGGCAAGGACAACAACGAUGACAGAGAUGAAUGUGAAGCAGCAGGUGAGGGAGAAGAUAAGUACAAGACUCCUUCUCCUCCUGCCAUCUCUGGCUCUCCACCCUCAGACCCUCUUCCUGCCCCCUGCACCACACAGGCACCCAUCUCCCAUCCCACCAAAACAAACUAUGUGCCCUCUGAAGGCUGCCCACUUCCAGGGAGUGGUGCCCAGCUCAGCCCAGACCCCCCCUCCACCACCACUUCCAGCCUGAUGCCUCCUCCCUCUGGAUCUCUCCUCCCCUCGUCAGGGGGAGAAGCAGAGGAGGACGAGGGCAUGAAGCACCUGCAACAGGAGGCUGAAAAGAUGGUUGCCUCACUGCAGGACACAUCCCUUGAGGAGGAGUGUUUCACUCAAGCACUACAGGAGAGCCACACAAUCACCUCUCACUCUCACACACACCCAGCCCCACACUCUCACACGCACGCCGCUGGACACACACACUCGACCCAUAGGGACUGUGCCCUGCCCCUCUCCCACGAGGCAGCCAUGAAGUGGUUCUACAAGGAUCCCCAGGGAGAUAUCCAAGGUCCUUUCUCCACGGUGGAGAUGUGUGAGUGGUUCCAGGCCGGCUACUUCACCAUGACCCUGCUGGUAAAGAGGGGUUGUGAUGAAGGCUUCCAACCCCUGGGUGACGUCAUCAAAAUGUGGGGCCGCGUGCCCUUCUCCCCCGGCCUCCCCCCGCCCCUCCUGGUGAGACAGCCCCCACCAUCUCGGGGGCCCUCUGGCAAUAUGGACCAGGAGCUGCUUAAGAAACAUUUGGAGCAGGCAGCUACUGCAGCUCUAUACCAGCAACUACAGAUGAGGUUCCAGCACAUGAACAGGAGUGGAGAUUCUAGCAUGAUGCCCUCGAUGAACAGGUCCAUGUCAGUACCUGAUAAUGGGUCCAUGUGGGACAUGCAUACCUCGGCCUCCCAGCAGUCAGGUGGUGAGGCCAACCUAUGGGACUUAACCAUGAGUCAUUCCACUCAGGGGCCAUCUCUGGAGCAGCUUCAGAAGCUCCAAGACCGGCGUGAGGCUGAACUCAGGGCCAAGCGAGAGGAGGAGGAGCGCAAGCGGCAGGUCGAGAAGAGGAGGCAGCAGGAGGAACAGAAGAGGCGUGAUGAGGAGGAGCUGUACAGGCGUAAGCAGCAGUGUCGGCAGCAGCAGGAGCUGAUCAUGAAGCUGCUACAGCAGGCCCAGCCCGGGGCACCAGGGUGUGUCUCUGGGUCAGGGUGGAGCGGCUCCCAGGCCUCAGCCCUCUCCAAACAAGGCAAGAGCCUCGGCCUGCUGGAGCUGGAGACCGAAAGGCUGCUCAAACAGCAGGCCCAGCACCAGAGGGCCCAGCAUCAGAGAGACAGGCAUGGAGGCUUGUCUAUGGGCCAGUGGGGUGAGGGGUCUGUGGGCAUGUGGUCUGGUGGGGGCAUGGAGCCCAAAGGCAGCUCUGGAGGGAUGGGUGUCUGGGAGGAGGCUGUGAAGAACCAAAACAGCCUCCGCAAUAUGGGCAUGAAGAACAGCCGCAGCAGCCCAUCUCUCAGUGAGCAGUACAUGCUGAGGAAGAAGCGUACAGAGGAGGAGGACAAGCUGCUGAAACUGCUGCAGGGCAUGAAGCCCCAGGAUGGCUUCACCACCUGGUGUGAACAGAUGCUGCACGCACUCAACACCUCUGCUAACAAUUCCUCCUCCUCACUGGACGUGGCAACCAUCGUGGCCUACCUGAAGGAGGUGGAGUCUCCCUACGAGGUCCAUGACUUUAUCCGCUCCUACCUGGGCGACACCAUGGAAGCCAAAGAGUUUGCCAAGCAGUUCCUGGAGCGCCGAGCCAAACAGAAAGCCAACCACCAGAGACAACAGCAGCAACAACAGCUAUCAAAGGAAGUUUCAGGGCUGUCCAACUUUCCUAUCCAGGUAGGCUCCGUCCAGUCCAUGUUCCAGGCAGCCCAGAUGGGAAAGGGAGGAAUGUAUGACAGUCAGGCUGUAAAGAUGAAGAAGAAACAGACCAUGAUGCUUCACUCUGACCCUAGCAUCUUAGGAUAUUCAUUCCUGAGCGCUGGGGACAGGAUGAACCUGGGUGAGAUGGAAACAGUGGAGGAUUAUUGAUCCACAGCAUCUACCUGAAUCCACCUGAGGCCUUAUACCUGGAUUAAAACAGACACUGACACACACACAAACCCUCACCUACACCCACACAGACAAUGACGAAUGUGCACUGCUGAGCUACUUUGCCCCCUCAGAUGAGGACCUGGAAAAGUAGUGUUUUCUCUCUCAUCUCUGUGUGAGGGGGGGGGGGGGGGUGCAGAGGAGUACCCUCCUGCACUUCUUACAGUUAAGCACCUUAAACUAAACUAAUGCACUUUAUCACAGGGUUUCAAUUUUUGAAAUUACGUUUUGCCAGUUUGUUUUCUUGUUUUUAGGAUGCAAAAUGUGCAUAUUGUGUCUACAAUAUGAAUACACACAUGUGGAUGUGUGUGUGCAAACAUACCUAAGUAAGGAACUGGAGGUUACAUCUCCAAUAAUAAUGUCGGGUGAUGAGGAUUUCUUUUGGAAAGUAUAUACUUUUUUUUUCUUUAAGUUUUUAUAUAAAAUGUAAAGCUAUAACAAAUUGCAUUUUAUUAAGAAAAAAACUUGAAGGUUUGCACUUAGAUAAACAAAACUAGUUGUAGAUAAGUAGUGGAAGAAAACGUUUCUUUGAAUGCUGGUGGGUUUGUGUGGUAGACUUAAAGCCUGCACAAUUUUUAUUGCUUACAGAGAUGCAUAAAAAGGCCAUGUUUUUACUUUGUUCCAUGAAACUUUUUUACUUUGAAGAAUGUAUGCAAUGUGUGCCCAUAUCAGAUGUAUAGGAGUGAUUGGUAGCAAAUGAAUGUGUAUGUUUUGUACAUGGAAUCUCUAAGCGAGAGUGGAGAGGGCUCUUUUCAACCAAUCUUUCACCAGCUCCUCAUCCCCUAAAUGACUUCAUGAAGGUCUUUUGCUUUGGUGUCCAGUUACCCGACUGGCCGUCUGUGUUUUGUCAUUGGUGCAUUGCUGCCCUCAUUCUCCAUGGUGAGUCACGACGGUCCAUGGGCUCUGAUUCGCUGAUACAACUGUGAAAACAGAUCUUAUGAUUCAAGGCAGAUUUCCGAGGUGUAUUUUACUGCAGUUAAGUCACUCUCGUUUAAAGAACCAUAAAGUUAUGUUUAAUCAUUCUCUUCCUUGUGGUUAUGAGAGUUGGUAAGACCAGAGAAGUCCCUUGCAUUUUCCAAGGGGAUCUAUUGCCUUUAACGACAUGUCAGUGUUGAGGUCUUGCUUUCCUGCUUCCAUGCAGUUUUGCAGACGAUUGCCACUGCGUAUGUUAACCCUAGUAUUGAUAGCUAGAGUGCUGUCUUUUUGUUGCUUUUUGAAUAGAAUGUCAGUUUUUAAACAAAGUGAAAGUAUUUGGACUUGAUAUGGAGCACUUUUGAAGCUGCUACACUAUUGUAUUUUUAUAUUGUUGUUUUAGUUGUUUUUUUUGCCUCUAUGGUAAUUAUUUUUACUUAAAAAAAAAAAAUCUGGGUGUGGAAAUGAAUGUAUUCCAAAAAACUGAAAUGUACAACAGUGCAUUGAGAUGAAGCUAGACUUUAAACAAAUCUUUUGGAGCUAAUGAGUAGAGUUGUGCUGAAGAAGUAUUAGAAUCCCAGAAGAUGAGCAACUGUAAAUGAAACCAAGGUGGACACGGCUGAACACUGCCUUCUCUUACUGCUCUCUGAGAAACACAUCCUAAUAAGGUGAAGACAUCUGUCCACCGCCAUGUUGUCGUCCUCUACAACACACACGAGGAACUAGCAUGGGGAAUGUAGCAGUCGUGUGUUUUUUUUUAUCUUUGAAUGUCUGGGUUGUUACUAUUCAUGAAUGAUCUCUUGCUUUUCCUCAUUGCCUAAAUCUUGUGACAAUUGAGAUUUUGAAGAUGUGGGCAGAGGAAUGAUCGGUACGUCAUCAGCAAACUGAAACGGUCUUCGCUUUAACCGGUCUGGAUUAUAUUUUUAAUGGGGGAAAAGCCCCCCCCCCCAAAAAACAACAA